Nezara viridula (southern green stink bug) is the source of this 1278-nucleotide messenger RNA. Lineage: Eukaryota; Metazoa; Arthropoda; Insecta; Hemiptera; Pentatomidae. The record is from the annotation of a GenBank genome assembly.
GCUUGUUACCUCGUGGUUAUAUGUUUUUCCUGUCCGGCUAAGUUUGAAUGGCUUUAUCAAAGAAAUUAAUGAUUUUUUGAUUGUUUAUUUGAUAUUUGAGUUUUCACAUUAAUAACUCACUUAAAUAAAUUUAAUUAAUUUCUUGGUUUAAAUUACUAAUUGAAAACCAUGGAGUUAUUAAAUGAUCAAGGAUUGCGUUUGGAUGGGAGAAAGCCAGAUGAAUUAAGGCUGAUAAAGUGUAAAUUAGGGAUUUUCACACAUACAGAUGGUAGUGCUUUUGUUGAACAAGGCAACACGAAAGUUAUAGCUGUUGUUUAUGGUCCUCAUGAGGUCCGUAAUGUACAUAGAGCCAAAACAUCUGCGGAUGGUGCUUUUGUCAAUUGUCAGUAUAGUAUGGCUGCAUUUUCAAUGUCUGAAAGAAAAAAAAGAAAUCGUGGGGAUAGAAAAAGUACUGAAGCUACUAUACACCUUCAUCAAACUUUAGCUGCAGUUAUUCGCACUGAACUUAUGCCGAAGUCUCAAAUUGAUGUGUUCAUAGAGGUACUUCAAUCAGAUGGUGGGAAUUUUGCUGCAAGUGUAAAUGCUGCUACUCUUGCAUUAAUUGAUGCAGGGAUUCCAUUACGAGAGUAUGUUAUUGCAUGCACUGCCUCACUUGGAACUGGAAAUGUGCCAAUGGUUGAUAUUAGCAAUCUGGAAGAAAGUUUAGGAGGUCCUACAUUGACAGUUGCAGUAUUACCCCGGUCCUCACAGAUCGCCCUGGUAGAAAUGUCUCAAAGAUUUCAUUUAGACUUUUUGGAACCAGUACUUAAAAUGGCAAUGAAAGGCUGCGAUUACACCUUCAAAGUACUUGAUAUGGCUGUAGAAAGUUACUUGUCAGAAAUUGGAAAGCCAAAUAAUUGGGGGCAAGCUUAAUAUAGAUGACUUGAAAGAAACAUAGGAAAUAAAACGUAUCACCAUGACUGUUAUCAUCAAAACAAUGCACUGAUAUGAUAACAUAACCUACAACCCCCGAACCGCCAACAGCUCCACUGCUUCAGGAGUGGUCAGAUAGGAGCAGCUUAGAUAUGACGUCAUACCUAGACUGCCGAGCAGUGCCAGCGAAAUAGGUUCCUUUCUAUUCAACUAAAGCAGUGGUCAACCGCAAGCAGUCUCAGUCGUGGGCAGCGCCAGCGAAAUAGUACCUUAAGGUAGAUGGUUAAUAAUUUGAAAAAAAGGGGUCUGCACCAUGGACUAUAGGGUUAAAAAAAUACAUUAAUAUGAAUGGAAUAAAACAAAUAA